Messenger RNA from Eublepharis macularius, 623 nucleotides. RefSeq names its product myosin light chain 4-like. Gene Ontology annotation, molecular function: calcium ion binding. Lineage: Eukaryota; Metazoa; Chordata; Lepidosauria; Squamata; Eublepharidae. Gene Ontology annotation, cellular component: myosin II complex. The transcript has 6 exons. The record is from RefSeq and is a predicted model, not a curated record. Bases 1 to 543 code for a protein of 180 amino acids.
AUGCACAACUCAUUCAUGCUGUCAAUACAGGCUGAACAAAAGUUCAGAAAUAGUAAAGAUCUAACUGCUGUCUCCCUCGCCCCCCUACAGAUCGAGUUCAGUGCUGACCAGAUUGAAGAGUUCAGGGAGGCCUUCGUGCUGUUCUCCCCACCUGGAGAGAUGAAGAUCACAUACAGCCAAUGUGGGGAUGUGAUGCGAGUCCUAGGGCAGAAUCCAACCAAUGCUGAGGUCCUGAGGGUGCUGGGGAAACCAAAGCCAGAAGAAAUGAAGACAAAGAUGAUGGAUUUUGAGACCUUCCUCCCAAUGCUGCAGCACAUUGCGCAAUCCAAGGACCAGGAGACUUUUGAGGAUGUUGUGGAAGUGCUGCGUGCCUUUGACAAGAAAGGAAAUGGCACCAUCAAGGGGGCUGAACUGCGCUACAUGCUUUCUACUGUAGGGGAGAAGAUGACAGAAAGUGAGCUUGAGGAGCUAAUGGCAGGGCAGGAAGACGCCAAUGGCUGUAUCAACUAUGCAGCUUUUAUCAAGAAGAUCAUGUCUGAUUAAAAUGGGAAUCCUCAGCGUACUUCCAGGUAUCCGUUCUCCUACUCUUUAACAUCAGCAGAAGAUGCUCUUGUCAAAGAAAU